Molecule: messenger RNA, 1002 nt
Organism: Trichomonas vaginalis G3
Lineage: Eukaryota; Parabasalia; Trichomonadida; Trichomonadidae
Product: protein ubiquitination
Exons: 1
Coding region: 1-1002 (333 amino acids)
Molecular function (GO): protein binding
Source: RefSeq, a predicted model, not a curated record
AUGGAAAAUGAAAUCAACCAAUACAAAAACGAAGGAAAACAAUACAAAGACGAAAUAUCUAAUCUUAAUAACAAAUUUAAUCAAAUUCAAACAGAAAAUACAAGAUACAAAGACGAAAUAUAUAAUCUUAAUAACAAAAACAGUCAAUUAAAUCAAUCUAUCAAUGAAUUUGCAAAAAUAUGUGAAAUUCCGUUGAAUUCAAAUGAUUUUGAUUCAGUUUACAAUUUCCUUGAAGAACUUUCAGAUAAAGAUGAUAAACUGAAGAUGUCUAUUUCAUGUGCAGUUGGAUUAAGUGAAAAGAGAGAUUCUGAUCAAAAUACUCCACUUAUUAUGGCAUGUGUUAAUGGAGAUCUUCAAUUAACAAAAUCUCUUAUUGAAGGAGGUUGUGAUAGAAAUGCAAUUAGUAAAUUCGGAAACAAUUGUUUAAUUGAAGCAUCUGCAAAUGUACAUUUUGAAAUUGUAAAAUAUUUAAUUGGAGUUGGUUUUGAUAAAAAUUGGCGAAAUAAAGAUGGAUUUAAUGCAAUUCUUUGUGCAUCAUCAUACGGUCAUCUUGAAACAGUUAAAUAUUUGAUAAGUAUUGGUUGUGAUGCAAACUCUAAACAAAAAGAUAAUGCAAAUUGUAUUUACAUUGCAUCAUGGAAUGGUCGUCUUGAAACAGUUAAAUAUCUUGUUUCAGUUGGAGGAAAUCCAGAUGAGAAAGAUAAUGAUGGAUUCUCUCCAUUAAUUAUUGCAUCGUCUAAUGGUCGUCUUGAAGUAGUUAAAUAUUUGAUUCAAAUAGGAUGCAAUAAAAAUGCUAAAACAAAUUAUAAUAGUUCUUCACUUCAUUGGGCAUCAAAGGAAGGUCAUUUUGAAGUUGUUGAAUAUUUAGUUUCAAUCCGUGUAAAUCUGAAUGACAAAGACAAUGAUGGAAAAACUGCACUUGAUUAUGCGAAAGAGAAACAAAACGAGAAUGAAAACUAUAAGAAGAUCAUGAAUCUUCUUCUUAGAUCAGGUGCAAAAUAA